Messenger RNA from Brassica napus (rape), 1646 nucleotides. Its product is annotated as UDP-glycosyltransferase 79B6. The coding region runs from base 154 to 1398 and encodes 414 amino acids. Gene Ontology annotation, molecular function: UDP-glycosyltransferase activity. The record is from RefSeq and is a predicted model, not a curated record. The transcript has 2 exons. Lineage: Eukaryota; Viridiplantae; Streptophyta; Magnoliopsida; Brassicales; Brassicaceae.
UGAUUCUACAAAAAGUAAAACCUAAACAAAUAUGAAAAUUUAUCUCUCUCGUGGCCGUGUUUAUGUCGGCUCUCUUGCGGCUCUAUUUAAGAUAAGGUGUACAAUUUGGAAGAGAAGAAAGAGAAAGAAAAGAAAAGAAAAAAAAAAACAGAAAUGGGAUCAAAGUUUCAUGCUUUUAUGUUCCCAUGGUUUGGUUUUGGUCACAUGACUGCAUUUCUGCAUCUGGCUAAUAAACUAGCGGAGAAAGGUCACAAAAUCACUUUCUUGCUCCCCAAGAAAGCUCUGAAGCAACUUGAACCUCUCAAUCUGUUCCCAGAAUGCAUUGUCUUUCACACUCUUACCAUCCCUUCUGUGGAUGGUCUCCCUGAUGGCGCCGAAACAACCGCGGAUAUACCAAUCACGUUAGGGGGUUUUCUGGCCUCAGCUAUGGACCGCACACGCGGUCAGGUCGAAGAAGCGGUUCGAUUAGCAUGUGUAGCUAUCUCAUUUGUCCCUGGUCGUAGUCCAGAUGAAUUAGCUAUACCUCCUCCGGGGUAUCCUUCGUCCAAGGUGUUGCUUCACGGACAAGAAACCAAUUCCUUGUCAUUUCUGUCCUAUCCAUUUGGUGAUGGAGUGACGUUUUACGAACGGAUCAUGACAGGGCUUGUGAACUGUGAUGUCAUAUCGAUAAGGACUUGCCAGGAAAUGGAAGGAAAAUUCUGCGAUUUUAUCGAAAGGGAAUUUCAAAGAAAAGUUCUCUUGACGGGUCCAAUGCUUCCUGAGCCGGACAAUAUCAAACCACUAGAAGAUCGAUGGCAUCAAUGGCUGAGCCGGUUCGAACCAGGAUCAGUAGUAUACUGUUCGCUUGGCAGCCAAAUCAUUCUUGAGAAGGAAGAAUUUCAAGAACUCUGCUUAGGAAUUGAGCUGACCGGUUUACCAUUUAUUGUAGCGGUAAAGCCACCAAAAGGCGCAUCUACCAUCCAGGAAGCAUUACCAGAAGGGUUCGAAGAUCGGGUUAAGGAGCGUGGAGUGGUUUGGGGAGAAUGGGUGCAGCAGCCACUGAUAUUGGCUCAUCCAUCAAUAGGUUGCUUUGUGAGCCAUUGUGGAUUUGGAUCAAUGUGGGAGUCUCUAUUGAAUGACUGCCAAAUAGUGUUUAUUCCACAUUUGGGUGAGCAAAUAUUCAACACCAGGCUAAUGAGCGAGGAACUUGAGGUCUCGGUGGAGGUGAAAAGAGAGGAAACAGGAUGGUUUUCAAAGGAGAAGAUAAGCGGGGCGGUUAGGUCAGUGAUGGACAAGGACACCGAGCUAGGGAACCUAGUAAGGAGGAACCACGCCAAAUUGAAGGAGUCUCUACUUAGCUCUGGAAUAAUCAGUGGUUAUGUCAAUAAGUAUGUAGAAGCACUGGAGAAACUAGUCUAAAGAGACAAAACAUGAAAUAAAUUGCUUUGCAAGGAAACUUUGUUGGUCUUAAAUAAUGACGUCAUAUGAAUAAAGGACGUCAUAUCGCUCGACUUAUUUGCUUAUUUUGUUAAUCACUUAUGAAUAAACGAUGUCAUAUCGCUGGUCUUGUAUGAAUUUUUUUUUUUUUGCUUAAACUUUGGUGGUCUUGUAUGAAUUUUACAUGAGGAUUCCAUGCUUCUUCAAUAAAUUUCGAUCUCUUGUGUCAA